This is a messenger RNA of Funneliformis mosseae, 186 nucleotides long. The record is from the annotation of a GenBank genome assembly. Lineage: Eukaryota; Fungi; Glomeromycota; Glomeromycetes; Glomerales; Glomeraceae.
AUGGUUACUGAAAAUAAUAGAAUACAAGGUCCACUUUCAACACUAGAAUUUGAACAAGAGUUUUUGUUGAUAGCAUUUAUUAAUUUGUGCGCUUGCGCAAUUAAAUGUGGAUCUUUUCAAGUGUUGGCAGCUACGGAUAUACCGAUGGAAAAGCAGAUAAACAACUUUGAGAAAAAUAUUUACUGA